GCCAUAGAAGAGGCUCUUGCAGUUGCAGGCUCGUAGUUUGUUUCAGAAUUGCAUUUUUUGCGUAAUUUGAGUAUCGUAUGGUGGUGGUGAACUAGAGGAAAAAGCCAGCGACCAGCUAUGAGCACCGAACAGCCUCCUCCUUCAUCUGCUUCUUCAGUUCCAAGUCUAAUUAUCCCUUCUUCGUCUCCUUCUUAUCAGCUCUGCAAGGGCGUCAAUGGCCUUGAGAAGGUCCUUCUUCGUGAGUCCCGGGGCAGCUCCGCUGAGGUGUACUUAUAUGGUGGUCAUGUGACCUCUUGGAAGAAUGACCAUGGGGAGGAGCUGCUUUUCCUCAGUAGCAAGGCUAUAUUUAAGCCUCCAAAGUCCAUUCGAGGAGGGAUUCCAAUAUGCUUUCCUCAAUUUGGAAACCAUGGUACACUUGAGCAGCAUGGAUUCGCAAGAAACCGGUUCUGGGCCAUUGACACUGAUCCUCCUCCUUUCCCAGCAAAUACCUCCAGCAAGGCUUUUGUUGAUUUGAUCCUUAAACCCUCUGAAGAAGAUGCAAAGAUUUGGCCUCACAGUUUUGAAUUCCGUCUUAGGGUAGCUCUUGGACCAGGAGGAGACCUGAUGUUAACAUCUCGGAUUAGGAAUACAAAUCCUGAUGGGAAGCCAUUUUCAUUCACAUUUGCUUAUCAUACAUAUUUCUCUGUGUCAGACAUAAGUGAAGUUCGGGUUGAGGGAUUAGAGACGCUGGAUUAUCUUGACAACUUGCAGAACAAGGAGCGUUUUACUGAACAGGGGGAUGCUUUAACGUUUGAAUCUGAAGUGGACAAGAUAUAUCUCAGCACUCCCACAAAGAUUGCAAUUCUUGAUCAUGAGAAAAAAAGAACAUUUGUGCUACGUAAAGAUGGACUUCCUGAUGCUGUGGUAUGGAACCCCUGGGAUAAGAAAGCAAAGGCUAUGGCUGAUUUUGCGGAUGAUGAUUAUAAACAUAUGCUUUGUGUAGAGGCUGCUGCUGUUGAAAAAUCUAUCACUUUAAAACCUGGUGAAGAAUGGAGAGGGAGACUAGAGCUUUCGGCCGUUCCCUCUAGUUAUUGUAGUGGGCAAUUGGAUCCUCAGCGAGUUCUUCAGGGAAUCUGAAAGAUCCAUUACUUUGUCCUACACGACUUAUUCUGCAGGUAUCUUGUUGGGACACGGAUGGAUCACGACAGGAAAGUUUCUCCUGGCGCUUACCUCCUUCAUGUUCCAAUUGAACCUGUGUUGGACGGAUACAAAUGGUGAAUAGCAUUUUGUUAGUUAAUAUUUUGCCUGUAAUGAUGGAUGACUAGUUUGAUCAUGGCGAAUUGAAACUGAAACAGCAUAUAACAGAAUUGUCGUCAGUUAUUGUCAUGGCAGAUUGAAAUUACAGCCUAAAUUCAACAGAUUUUCAUGUUGAAUUCAGUGGCGCAGAGGGAUUACUUUUUGAAUCCGCUUCUUAGCUUGGGUUUUUGGACCCCCCCAUAAAUUGUUUAUUUCUACAUGUUCUAGGCUACUGUAUUCUUGAAGCAUAUCUUAUAAUACACAAGGGUUUGUACAAGAACUGUUGACUGGUUAUAUAUGAACUA
This is a messenger RNA of Neltuma alba, 1580 nucleotides long. Its product is annotated as putative glucose-6-phosphate 1-epimerase. NCBI's taxonomy places the organism in Eukaryota, Viridiplantae, Streptophyta, Magnoliopsida, Fabales, Fabaceae. Gene Ontology annotation, molecular function: glucose-6-phosphate 1-epimerase activity; carbohydrate binding. The record is from RefSeq and is a predicted model, not a curated record. Gene Ontology annotation, cellular component: cytoplasm. The coding region runs from base 118 to 1116 and encodes 332 amino acids. The transcript has 9 exons. Gene Ontology annotation, biological process: carbohydrate metabolic process.